Hippoglossus stenolepis (Pacific halibut) is the source of this 1415-nucleotide messenger RNA. Its product is annotated as elongation of very long chain fatty acids protein 6. The coding region runs from base 176 to 982 and encodes 268 amino acids. The record is from RefSeq and is a predicted model, not a curated record. Lineage: Eukaryota; Metazoa; Chordata; Actinopteri; Pleuronectiformes; Pleuronectidae. The transcript has 4 exons. Gene Ontology annotation, cellular component: endoplasmic reticulum membrane. Gene Ontology annotation, molecular function: fatty acid elongase activity. Gene Ontology annotation, biological process: fatty acid elongation, monounsaturated fatty acid; fatty acid elongation, saturated fatty acid; sphingolipid biosynthetic process.
ACUUAGAGAGAGAGACAGACAGACAGAGAGACAGGUGAGGACUUAGAGAGAGAGAGACAGACAGAGAGACAGGUGAGGACAGAGAGACAGAGACAGGUGAGAGGCAGCAGGACACCGGGGACAGACCCCAUCUUGUCCCGUCUGUCCCUCACCAGACCCCGGCUGGGUACCGACCAUGUCCCCGCUGAACAGCACCGACGCGCCCCCCCUCACCGAGCUGAGCUUCGAGCGGCGGUUUGACGACACAGGAUCGAUCCUGUGGAUGAAGCUCAACUGGAACAAAUCCUUUGUGUUCUGUGCUCUUUACGCCGCCCUGGUGUUGGCGGGGAGGAACUACAUGAGGCCUCGACCCAGACUGAGCCUGCGGCUGCCGCUCGUCCUCUGGUCGCUCAGCCUCGCCCUCUUCAGCAUCAUUGGUGCGGUCCGUACCGGUUCCUACAUGUUCCACAUCCUGAGCAGCAGUGGGUUCAGGAGUUCUAUCUGUGAUCAGAGCUUCUACAGCGGACCAGUCAGCAGGUUCUGGGCGUACGCCUUCGUCCUCAGCAAAGCUCCGGAGCUCGGCGACACAGCGUUCAUCGUGCUCAGGAAGCAGAAGCUGCUGUUCCUCCACUGGUACCACCACAUCACCGUGCUGCUCUACUCCUGGUACUCUUACAAAGACAUGGUGGCCGGCGGCGGCUGGUUCAUGACCAUGAACUAUGCCGUGCACGCGCUCAUGUACAGCUACUAUGCGGCGCGCGCCGCCGGCCUGCGCGUGCCGCGGCCCUUCGCCGUGCUCAUCACCAGCGCUCAGAUGGCUCAGAUGGCGAUGGGGCUGACGGUGUGCGGGCUGGUGUACGGCUGGAUGCAGCAGGGCGACUGCCACUCGCACGUCAACAACCUCGUGUGGGCGUCGCUCAUGUACCUCAGCUACCUGCUGCUCUUCUCCAACUUCUUCUACCACACCUACCUGCGCCGCCACGCCCCCGCCAAGACCGAGUAGGAGGGGCCAGGAGGACGGAUUCAGUGACGUCAAAUGAAUGAUAGAGGAAACAGGAGGUCACAUGAUCAUCCAAACAAUCACAAACAGUUUUAUGUUGAUCAAUGAGUCGAUGAUCAGUUGUUACCAGUUGAUCGAUCGAGUUUCACCAACAAAACUAUUCAUGAGGCGAAGGAAGGCAUCUGAUUGGCUGCUGGAUGAGUUCACGACAGUUCCUCUCUGUAUUAUUGUCAUUUAUUUAUAAUGUUUGUUAUGUUAUUGUGUUACUAAUGUAAUUGUCGGUGUGUGAUUGAGUUUCUGUCGGAGUUUGGAAGAAAAACCUUCGGCUCUUCAAAGUAAACGAUGACGACAGGAUUCUGGAUGAAAACAUCGGUCAUUGAAGUUUGUGAUGAAAAAAAUAUUUGAUUUAUUGUUAAUAAAUAAAGUUUUAAAUAUU